AAACAGUAAAAAAAAACUUCUUUGCAGCUCUCAGAUUUGGUAAAGUUACCAACUUCAAAGAACUCGAAGAGACCGUCUCUAUAGAAAAAGCUGAAAUCUUUGGCUUCGUUUUCAUCAAUUCGAAACUCAAAGUUGUGAAAAUCCAAAUGGGUAAUCAUUUUUUAACGUUAUCUCUGCUUCUCGUAACAGUCUGCGUUUGCGUUUCUUUCAUCACCACGAAGCUAAACCCUAAAGAAGCAAUCGUAUCUGUCUCUUCCGAUUCUGAGAUUCCUACUGAAAUUCAUGGUGUCAAGAUCUUGCGUCAAGCUUCAGAUACCAAACUUGCUCAAUUAGGCGUUGCCUCUUGGCCCAAGUGGGAAGGUGCUCCAAGCAAGUUUCCAUGGGAGUUUAAGAAGACAGAGACAAUAUAUUUCAUGGAAGGGAAAGUGAAAGUGAAUGUAGACGGAUACGACGAAGAAGAAGAAACCUUUGAGAUAGGGAAAGGAGAUGUUGUUGUUUUCCCUAAAGAUAUGAAAGUUGUUUGGGAGAUAACUGAAGCUGUGAAGAAGCAAUAUAGCUUAGAGGAGUAGUGACUUUGUAGAGAGAAUUUGAGUCACAUUGAUGUUUGUUUGUUGUACUUGGUUACUACUUUGAACUAAUAAUAUCUAUGGAAUUGCAAUGUUGA
Messenger RNA from Arabidopsis thaliana (thale cress), 664 nucleotides. Its product is annotated as RmlC-like cupins superfamily protein. The transcript has 2 exons. Bases 147 to 569 code for a protein of 140 amino acids. The record is from RefSeq and is marked reviewed. NCBI's taxonomy places the organism in Eukaryota, Viridiplantae, Streptophyta, Magnoliopsida, Brassicales, Brassicaceae.